Pelmatolapia mariae (spotted tilapia) is the source of this 765-nucleotide messenger RNA. Its product is annotated as microfibril-associated glycoprotein 4-like. The coding region runs from base 1 to 765 and encodes 254 amino acids. The record is from RefSeq and is a predicted model, not a curated record. Lineage: Eukaryota; Metazoa; Chordata; Actinopteri; Cichliformes; Cichlidae. Gene Ontology annotation, biological process: elastic fiber assembly. The transcript has 7 exons.
AUGGACACUGUCAGCCCAUCCGCCACCUGCUGGACUGCAAGGACGUCUACGAACAAGAUAAGCGGAGUCUACACCAUCAACCCCAUCAGAUGUACAUCUGCUGUCCAGCUGUACUGUGACAUGGACACAGACGGAGGACACUGGACGGUGAUCCAGAGGAGGAUGGAUGCUUCGGUGCACUUCUACAUGUCCUGGGAGGCGUAUAGAUCAGGCUUUGGCAACGCUGCUGCAGAAUACUGGCUCGGUCUGGAGAACAUCCAACAGAUGACACGCCAGCAGGACUCCAAGCUGCGGGCUGACAUGGAGGACUUUGAAGGAAAUAAAGUGCAUGCUCUUUACUCGUCAUUCGAGGUCGCUGCUGAGUGUGACGGAUACAAACUGACUGUGUAUGGAUUCUCCGAAGGGUGUACCGACUCGCUGACGUAUCACAAUGGGGAGAAGUUCUCCACCUUUGACAAGGACCAGGACAGCUCGAGUACAAACUGUGCCAAACUUCACAUGGGGGGGUUCUGGUUUAAAGAUUGUCAAGAGGCAAACCCUAACAGGAUUUAUACCUGGGGGAGAGAUAGCACCAUGCCUAACUUUGGAGUGGAAAUCCUGGAAAGGAAGCUGGAGAGCAGAGAGCGACGCGCGGAGAAAGAAGAAGAUGCUGACAAGUCUGAGAUGUUUUCUGGCUGCGGCUUCCUGCGAGACUCAAACCGCCGAGUUCUGGAGAGUCUGGACCUCAGCGUGAAGGCGCAUUCGAUUCCUUUUGUUUGGGUUUGA